UUAAGUGUUUCAGGAAGAAGCUGUGGCAGAAAAGCUCUACGUCGAGCUGGCUGGUACAAACUACUGUUUUCACCUUAAUCUGGAAAUAUUUCAUCUGUGGAAGUGUUUUUAAGGCAGCGUCCUUUGGUGAUCAAAUGGAGGACGCCCUGCACACACUGUCACCAGAUAAUGUUUCCUCCACCCCCUUUGAUUGUCCUCUCUGCCCCACUGCUGCUUCUCUAUACUUCCUCCCCUCCAUCUACAUCCUCCUCUUCUUCACCGCUCUACCAGGAAACAUUCUGUCUUUGUGGGUGUUCCUGCGUUGCAUCUCCACCAUCUCCCCCACCCACGUUUAUCUUUCCCACCUGAGUAUCUCCAACCUGCUGCUGUCCAUCACUGCUCCCUUCCUCGCAGCCUACUACGCCCUCGGUUCAGUCUGGAUGCUGAGUGAUGUUCUGUGUCAGCUCGUCCUGCACGGCAUCACCCCUGUACUACACAUCAACAUCUACAUCAGCCUCAUGAUCCUCACUUGUGUUGCCCUCAGUCGCUUUGCAGCCCUCAUCCAGAACACCCAUGCCUCUAGACCCAGCGCCUUCACCACUGUGCUGCCUCACGCCUUCUUCACUCGCCUCACAAAGGUCUCCUUUGCUAAUGCCGUGUGUGUCACAAUGUGGGUGGUGUCAGUUGGGGGCAUCGUGCCAGUGACGGUGUACUACUCGGUGAACGAGGCUAUGAGCUGUGACGCUGCUGCAGCUGGAGAAGCUGAGAAAGGGCAAUGUGCAGAGGUGUGCUACAGCCCAGCGGUGGAGCUGGGAGGCAGCCUGUCUGGGACUCUUACUGUGGCGGUUAUCACCAUAUUCUUUGUGUUCUACCUUCUGGUGCUGCUGUCCUACAUGGCGGUGCUGAGGCACGUCAGACGCUCACGUCGCGACGCUAACAUCACCACCUCCAAGAGCCUGCUGAGCAGGGUGCUGCGAAACAUUGUGGUUAUCCAGGUCGUUCUUUCAGUUUGCCUCCUGCCGUACCAUAUCUUCAAACCCAUCUUCAUUUCUCUGGCCCAGUCCCCAUGCACCAACACCCGCAACGACUGUCACCCACUCUCCAUCUUCGUCGAGCUGAAGAAUUGCCUGUUCCUUCUCGCUGCACUACGAGCCUCAACUGACCCGGUGAUGUACUUUCUGUUGGACAGGACCUUCCGUAGUCAAACCCUCAGACUUUUACGGUGCAACCAGAAAAUCCCGGAACGAAGACAAAAAUUUUGGUUGACUACAGAAAGCACCAAUCAGAAGGUUGAGAAGGUAGGGGAGGAAAAUGUGGUGGCAGCUACUGUGGAUUGAAGUCACAGUGUUUUGUAGCUGACGCAGAUUUUCUACUGAAAGAACUCUGUAAUGCGAGUACUCAAGUGAAUGCGCUGCAACAAUUACUUGUAUAUAGCAACAAAACAAAUGCUUGAGUUAGUGUAUUCACGUAUUUAUGGAAGAAAACUACUUUAGUGGUGAACAACUUAACCCUCUGAAACCUAAAACUCGCUGGCAGGUUUGGAAGGUUCAGGUUGGAAAAUUAACCAAAUCUAAGUCUAAAAUUGUGACAUUUCAUUAACAACAGGAUAUAUUACGUGUCUUGUUCAGAAAUUUGCCAAAAAUAAACUCUUUGCUUGAACCAAAUUCUUUUUGGCUGAACUGCAGGCUGUGUUUAAACAGAGCAUAUAGGGAAUGUAGGGAAGCAAUCAUCAAAGACAUUUAACUUCUGUUGUUUUUUUUUGGGGGGGGGGAUUGUUUUUUCAGGAUUUUUUGAAUUAUAAAUAUGUCAUACUGCACAGAAGAAAUUUCUGAGUUCUCUCUGCUUCUAGCCAUAGCUGUGCUGUUUUUUAUAGAGAUACAGGACUUCCUAUUGUAGUGCAAAAUAAGCCCACACUGAGUAAAAAUGUGAAAGGAGCAUAAAAAACAACCAGACACUGCUUGGAGUUCAGAGGGUUAAGAAGUAAAGGAAUAAAUACCAGCAUACUGAUGCUACUCUUCAUCUCCUCAGGUAACAAACUGAACAUGCACUUGUAAAUAAUGGUCAAUUUGUGUAAAAUGUCACAAUAUUAUCUCCUAAUUAGAUCAUCUGCUUCUAAUCUCUCAAGAGGGAUCACAAAGUUCCCAUGUGGAUAUUACAGAAGUAUUAAUUAUGCUCAAUUAAAAACACCAACAGGUUUAAUUACUUGCUUUGUUUGUUGUGUCCUAUAUUAUAUUAUGACUUAAUAAAUAAAUGAGAAAAUCAGAUAUGUGUGGACUACGCUUGUUAUGUCAGAAAGUAAAUACGAGUGUCAACGAGUCUUUAAACUUUGGUAUUUGCUGUGUAGAGGUUUGAAAUGUAACAUCCAUCAUGGUCAGGUUAAAUAAAAGUCUUUUUGUUUGUACGAAUAA
Molecule: messenger RNA, 2387 nt
Organism: Stegastes partitus (bicolor damselfish)
Lineage: Eukaryota; Metazoa; Chordata; Actinopteri; Pomacentridae
Gene: gpr82
Product: G protein-coupled receptor 82
Exons: 4
Coding region: 135-1316 (393 amino acids)
Biological process (GO): G protein-coupled receptor signaling pathway
Cellular component (GO): membrane
Molecular function (GO): G protein-coupled receptor activity
Source: RefSeq, a predicted model, not a curated record